Molecule: messenger RNA, 1193 nt
Organism: Rhinichthys klamathensis goyatoka
Lineage: Eukaryota; Metazoa; Chordata; Actinopteri; Cypriniformes; Leuciscidae
Gene: anxa3a
Product: annexin A3a
Exons: 13
Coding region: 44-1066 (340 amino acids)
Cellular component (GO): cytoplasm
Molecular function (GO): phospholipase inhibitor activity; calcium ion binding; calcium-dependent phospholipid binding
Source: RefSeq, a predicted model, not a curated record
AAAUGAAUUGUUUAUCACACUAGAAUCCAUCAACAACAACAAAAUGGCAGACUUGUGGGAAGAAUUGCAAAGUGUUGCGAAUUCUGCUCCCUCUUCAUUUACAGCAGCGCCAGGGGAAAGGGGUACCAUUAAAGCCAAAGCUAGCUUCAACGUCAGUGAAGAUGUUGCAGCUCUCCGCAAAGCAAUUGAAGGCAUAGGUACAACUGAGAAGACGUUGAUUGAGAUACUGACCCACAGGAGCAGCAGUCAAAAGCAGGCUAUUUCAAAGGCAUACCAAGAAACCACAAAGAGGAUUCUUGUAAAUGACUUGAAAAGUGACACCCAGGGCAACUUUGAAAGGGUGCUUGUUGCGCUCGCAAGACCUCCUGCAGUCAAUGAUGCUAAAUGGCUAAUCAAAGCAAUGAAAGGGGCUGGAACGGACAACAGUAUCCUGAUAGAAAUACUUUCCUCACGGACAAAUAAACAAAUCAAGGAGCUGUCUGCAGCAUAUUCUGAGGAAACAAAGAAAACACUGAUACAGAACCUUAAGGGUGAAGUUUCAGGACAUUUUGGAAAAGCCAUCCUUUUGCUUGCUGAGGGUGCGAGGGACGAGAGCACCAAUGUGAAUGCAGAUCAGGCUAAAGUGGACGCAAAGGCCCUCUAUCAGGCGGGCGAGAAGAGACUGGGAACUGAUGAGUCCAAGUUCAUUGAGAUCCUCUGUAAAAAGAGCAUCCCUCACCUGAGACAAACAAUAUUGGAAUAUAAAAACAUCAGUGGCAAGACUUUGCAGAAGAGCAUCGAGAAGGAAAUGUCAGGAAACCUGGAGGAGCUGCUUGUUGCCAUUGUAAAGUGUGUGAUGAGUACUCCUGCAUAUUUUGCUGAAAAACUCUACAAAAGCAUGAAGGGAGCAGGUACAGAUGAAAUCACUUUGACUAGAGUAAUGGUCAGCCGUGGAGAGGUCGACAUGCUGGACAUCAGAGCGGAAUUCAAGAAGCUCUAUCAGAAUUCACUCAACAAGGAAAUAAAUUCUGAUGUGUCUGGCAGCUACGGUGAAUGCCUGAAGAUGAUUUGUGGAGGAGAAGACUAACCCAGAAAUACCACUGAAGAUGGCCUGUUUAGUUCUCUCACAAUAAGUCGAUACAUUGUAUCCUGUGUGGCAAGCCCUUCGGAUGUUAAACUUUAAAUCUUUAAUAAAAUAGUUUUAUUUAAUAACA